AUGAUGCACAAAGGAUUGUCGGUGCACCGUCUUUUCCUCCCCGUAUUGUUCAUGGCGCACAGCGCUUAUGGAGACGUGAGUUAUUCUUUUCCGGAGGAGAUGAAACGCGGAUCUGUGAUUGGAAAUAUGGUGAAGGAUCUCGGGCUCGAUGUGAACAGACUAUCAUCUCGAAAGGCUCGUAUUGAUACUGAAGGUAACAGAAAACGAUAUUGUGACAUUAAUCUGAAUACUGGAGAACUGAUCGUAGCGGAGAGGAUCGACAGAGAAAGUCUUUGUGGAAAGAAAUCUUCAUGCGUUAUAAAACAGGAGCUCGUGCUGGAAAAUCCUCUUGAAUCUCAUCGCAUUGAUAUAAAUGUGCAAGAUAUAAAUGACAAUUCUCCUCUGUUUAGAAAGAAUGUUAUAAAACUCGAAAUCAGGGAAUCGGCUGACCUUGGAGCUCGUUUUUUACUGGAGGAAGCUCACGAUGCGGACAUAGGAAUUAAUUCGGUCCAAAACUACAAUUUAGCGAGGAAUGAAUAUUUUGAAUUGGCUGUUACUGCAAAAACAACUGGAAAAUUCCACAGUGAAUUAGUAUUACAAAAGGAGUUAGAUCGUGAAAAAACACACGAGGUGACUUUAAUUGUCACUGCGGUUGAUGGCGGGACUCCACCGAGAUCAGGUACUGUAGCCAUACACGUCACUGUACUGGAUGCUAAUGAUAAUGCUCCAGUCUUUAGUCAGGCCGUCUAUAAAGUCAGUCUGCCUGAAAAUUCUCCUGUAGAUACUGUAGUGGUUACUGUGAGCGCUACUGAUGCUGACGAGGGACAAAAUGGAGAAGUGACAUAUGAAUUUGGACAUUUAUCAGAAAAUGACAUGACAAUAUUUUCUUUCGGUUCAAAUACUGGCAAAAUAACUUUAAUAGGGUCUCUUGACUAUGAGGAAGAGUCCUCCUUUGAGCUGCCUAUUCAAGCCACGGAUGGACUGGGAAUGGUAACAUAUGGAACUGUAGUUAUUGAGAUAUCUGACAUUAAUGACAAUGCUCCCCUUAUAGUAAUUACAUCUUUGAACAGCCCUAUUCCCGAGAACGCGUCACCUGGUACAGAGGUUGGCAUCAUUAAUGUGCAGGACAGAGACUCUGAGAAUAACGGACAGGUGCGCUGCUCCAUUCAGCAAAACGUCCCAUUUAAACUCGUCCCUUCAAUCAAAAAUUACUAUUCUCUGGUGACCACAGGUGAAUUAGACCGCGAGCUGUUGUCUGAUUAUAACAUCACAAUUACUGCUACUGAUGAGGGCUCUCCACCUUUAUCUUCCACUAAGAAUAUUCACUUCACUGUAGCUGACGUGAAUGAUAACCCACCUGUAUUUGAGGAGCAGAAUUACAGAGCUAAUGUGCAAGAAAAUAACAAACCGGGCUCCUCUAUUUGUUCAGUAUCAGCUACAGACCCGGACUGGAGACAGAAUGGCACUGUAGUUUAUUCUCUGUUGCCCUCUGAUGUCAAUGGCGCACCGGUGUCCUCCUUUUUAUCCAUUAACGGAGACACCGGGGUCCUUCAUGCCGUGAGGUCGUUUGAUUACGAGCAGUUGAGAAGUUUCCAAGUGCUCGUGUUAGCCAGAGACAACGGGUCUCCUCCUCUGAGCAGUAACGUGACCGUGAGUGUCUUCAUAACGGAUGAGAAUGACAACUCCCCUCAGAUAUUAUACCCCUCUCCGGAAGGGAACUCCUUGAUGACCGAGAUGGUCCCCAAAGCUGCGCAGGCGGGCUCCCUGGUCUCCAAGGUGAUCGCCGUGGACGCGGAUUCUGGACAGAACGCGUGGCUCUCGUAUCACAUUAUUAAAGCGACUGAUCCGGGACUUUUCACUAUCGGUGUCCACAGCGGAGAGAUCAGGACGCAGCGGGACAUUUCUGAAUCUGACAGCAUGAAACAGAACCUGAUUGUCUCCGUGAGAGAUAACGGACAGUCCUCUCUCUCAGCCACGUGCGCAUUGUAUUUACUGAUAUCAGAUAACUUGGCUGAAGUUCCAGAACUGAAAGACAAGUCUCAUGACGAGAGCAGCUCCAAACUGACGUUUUAUUUGAUCAUCGCGCUGGUGUCCGUUUCCACUUUCUUCCUCACCUUCAUCAUCAUCAUCCUGGCCGUGAGGUUUUGUCGCAGGAGAAAGCCCAGACUGUUGUUUGAUGGAGCUGUAGCCAUUCCCAGCGCGUAUCUCCCUCCAAAUUACGCAGACGUGGAGGGCGCGGGACCUCUCCGCAGCACUUACAAUUAUGACGCAUAUCUGACCACGGGCUCGCGCACUAGUGACUUCAAGUUCAUCAGAUCUUAUAAUGAGGGCACGCUGACCUCUGACCUGACUCUGAAAAAGACUCCGUCUGUUGAGAAUAUAUUGGAGGGUCUUGGCAGUGAAGCUGAAAAUAUUUCUCAGUUGUGCACAUAA
Xyrauchen texanus (razorback sucker) is the source of this 2412-nucleotide messenger RNA. RefSeq names its product protocadherin beta-15-like. Gene Ontology annotation, cellular component: plasma membrane. Bases 1 to 2412 code for a protein of 803 amino acids. Gene Ontology annotation, molecular function: calcium ion binding. The record is from RefSeq and is a predicted model, not a curated record. The transcript has 3 exons. Gene Ontology annotation, biological process: homophilic cell-cell adhesion. Lineage: Eukaryota; Metazoa; Chordata; Actinopteri; Cypriniformes; Catostomidae.